Molecule: messenger RNA, 5843 nt
Organism: Diceros bicornis minor
Lineage: Eukaryota; Metazoa; Chordata; Mammalia; Perissodactyla; Rhinocerotidae
Gene: ZNF865
Product: zinc finger protein 865
Exons: 2
Coding region: 127-3273 (1048 amino acids)
Biological process (GO): regulation of transcription by RNA polymerase II
Molecular function (GO): DNA-binding transcription factor activity; RNA polymerase II cis-regulatory region sequence-specific DNA binding
Source: RefSeq, a predicted model, not a curated record
GGGAGGGGGCGGCACUUCCGGUCGGGCCCUCGGGUCUCCCCCGAGCGGCGGCGCCUCCUCCGCCUCCUCGGCCUCCUCCCGGCGGAGACCCCGGCGCCGGGUCUCCCGUCUCCCACACCGCCCGAGAUGGAGGCGAACCCAGCGGGCAGCGGCGCCGGGGGCGGCGGGAGCAGCGGCCUAGGGGGCGAGGACGGGGUGCACUUCCAGAGCUACCCCUUCGACUUCCUGGAGUUCCUCAACCACCAGCGUUUCGAGCCCAUGGAGCUCUACGGGGAGCACGCCAAGGCGGUGGCGGCCCUGCCCUGCACCCCCGGGCCCCCGCCGCCGCCGCCGCCGCCGCCGCCGCCGCAGUACGACUACCCGCCCCAGGCCACCUUCAAGCCCAAGGCGGAGGCGCCGUCCUCGUCCUCCUCGUCCUCCUCGUCGUCGUCGUCCUCCUCCUCCCAAGCCAAGAAGUCCGACCCGCCCCUGCCGCCCGCCUUCGGGGCGCCGCCGCCCCCCCUCUUUGACGCCGCCUUCCCCGCCCCGCAGUGGGGCAUCGUCGACCUCUCGGGACACCAGCACCUGUUUGGGAACCUGAAACGCGGAGGGCCCGCGUCCGGGUCGGGGGCGACGCCGGGGCUGGCCGCUCCCGCGGGGACCCCCGGGCCGCUGCCCGCCCCCUCGCAGACGCCCCCGGGACCCGCCGCGGGGGCGGCCUGCGACCCCAGCAAGGACGACAAGGGCUACUUCCGGAGGCUGAAGUACCUGAUGGAGCGGCGCUUCCCGUGCGGCGUGUGCCAGAAGUCCUUCAAGCAGUCCUCGCACCUGGUCCAGCACAUGCUGGUGCACUCGGGGGAGAGGCCCUACGAGUGCGGCGUCUGCGGCCGCACCUACAACCACGUCUCCAGCCUCAUCCGCCACCGCCGCUGCCACAAGGACGUGCCGCCCGCCGCCGGGGGCCCGCCGCAGCCGGGCGCGCCCCUCCCGCCGCUGGGGCUCCCCCCGCCCGCGGCCAGCGCGCCCGCCCCCGCCCCCGCGUCCUCGGGCCCUCCGGUCACCCCCGCCGCGCCCGCCGCCGCCUCCGCGGACGGGAACUCGGCCCCCGCCGCCCCCGCGGGUGUGGGGGCGCCCCCUCCGGCGGCGGGGGGCGGCGAGGGCCCCUUUGCCUGCCCGCUUUGCUGGAAGGUCUUCAAGAAGCCCAGCCACCUGCACCAGCACCAGAUCAUCCACACGGGCGAGAAGCCCUUCUCGUGCUCCGUGUGCAGCAAGAGCUUCAACCGCAGGGAGAGCCUCAAGCGGCACGUGAAGACGCACUCGGCCGACCUGCUGCGCCUGCCCUGCGGCAUCUGCGGGAAGGCCUUCCGCGACGCCGCCUACCUCCUCAAGCACCAGGCGGCCCACGCGGCGGCGGGCGCGGCGGGGCCCCGGCCCGUGUACCCCUGCGACCUGUGCGGCAAGUCCUACUCGGCGCCCCAGAGCCUGCUCCGGCACAAGGCCGCCCACGCCCCGCCUGCCGCCCCCGACGCGCCGAAGGACGGGGUGGCCUCGGUGCCGCAGCCCCCGCCCACCUUCCCCCCGGGCCCCUAUCUCCUGCCCCCUGACCCUCCCGCCACGGACAGCGAGAAGGCGGCGGCCGCCGCGGCGGCCGUGGUGUAUGGCGCCGUGCCCGUCCCCCUCCUGGGGGCCCACCCGCUGCUGCUCGGCGGGGCCGGGACCAGCGGGGCGGGGGGCUCCGGUGCCAGCGUCCCCGGAAAGACGUUCUGCUGCGGCAUCUGCGGGCGUGGCUUUGGGCGCCGGGAGACCCUGAAGCGCCAUGAGCGCAUCCACACCGGCGAGAAGCCCCACCAGUGCCCGGUGUGCGGGAAGCGCUUCCGGGAGUCCUUCCACCUGAGCAAACACCACGUGGUGCACACGCGCGAGCGCCCCUACAAGUGCGAGCUCUGUGGCAAGGUCUUCGGCUACCCGCAGAGCCUCACCCGCCACCGCCAGGUGCACCGGCUGCAGUUGCCCUGCGCCCUGGCCGGGGCCGCCGGCCUCCCGGCCACCCAGGGCGCGCCGGGGACCUGCGGCCCGGGCGGCUCGGCCACGUCCGCGGGGGCCGCCGACGGACUGAGCUAUGCUUGCUCGGACUGUGGCGAGCACUUCCCGGAUCUCUUCCACGUCAUGAGCCACAAGGAGGCCCACAUGGCGGAGAAGCCCUACGGCUGCGAUGCCUGCGGCAAGACGUUUGGCUUCAUCGAGAACCUCAUGUGGCACAAGCUGGUCCACCAGGCGGCCCCGGAGCGCCUGCUCCCGCCUGCGCCUGGCGGCCCGCAGCCCCCGGAUGGCUCCGGCAGCACGGAUGCGGCCAGUGUGCUGGACAACGGGCUGGCGGGAGAGGUGGGGGCGGCCGUGGCGGCGCUGGCUGGGGUGUCUGGGGGCGAUGACGCCAGCGGGGCGGCGGCGGCCGGGGGCGGUGGGGGUGCCAGCUCGGGCCCGGAGCGCUUCAGCUGCGCCACGUGCGGCCAGAGCUUCAAGCACUUCCUGGGCCUGGUGACGCACAAAUACGUGCACCUGGUGCGGCGGACCCUGGGCUGCGGUCUCUGCGGCCAGAGCUUCGCGGGCGCCUAUGACCUGCUGCUGCACCGCCGCAGCCACCGGCAGAAGCGCGGCUUCCGCUGCCCGGUGUGCGGCAAGCGCUUCUGGGAGGCGGCCCUGCUGAUGCGCCACCAGCGCUGCCACACGGAGCAGCGGCCCUACCGGUGCGGCGUGUGCGGCCGAGGCUUCCUGCGCUCCUGGUACCUGCGGCAGCACCGCGUGGUGCACACGGGCGAGCGGGCCUUCAAGUGCGGCGUGUGCGCCAAGCGCUUCGCGCAGUCGUCCAGCCUGGCAGAGCACCGGCGGCUGCAUGCGGUGGCCCGGCCCCAGCGCUGCGGCGCCUGCGGCAAGACCUUCCGCUACCGCUCCAACCUGCUGGAGCACCAGCGGCUGCACCUGGGCGAGCGCGCCUACCGCUGCGAGCACUGCGGCAAGGGCUUCUUCUACCUGAGCUCCGUGCUGCGCCACCAGCGCGCCCACGAGCCGCCGCGGCCCGAGCUCCGCUGUCCCGCCUGCCUCAAGGCCUUCAAGGAUCCCGGCUACUUCCGCAAGCACCUGGCGGCCCACCAGGGCGGCCGGCCCUUCCGCUGCUCCUCCUGCGGCGAGGGCUUCGCCAACACCUACGGCCUCAAGAAACACCGCCUGGCCCACAAGGCCGAGGGCCUGGGGGGGCCGGGAACAGGGGCAGGCACCUUGGCCGGGAAGGAUGCCUGACCACAGGGUUUCCCGUCUGCCACUCCAGUCAGAUGUCCCCUUCCGGACUGGCCCGUCCCCGGCCUAUCAGACUCUUCCCCCUCCUUGCUGUUGUCCCAUUCAUCCUUCAGACCUUCAGACAGACUAGCCUCUUCAAGGCCCAUGCCGUACAAACUCAAGACUGAAUCACUCCCAUCCGGGACCUCUCUGGCCCUCCUCUCAUCCCACCAGACACUGAACUUGAUCCUCUGUCCAACCCCGUGUUGUAACCCUCAUCGGCCCCCUGCCCCCGUGGCAUUCUGUCCCCCAUAAGCCUCGGUGGAGAUGGGUCUGAACUGCCCCUCCCUGUUCUUCUGGGCUCUGGCGGGACAGUGGAAUAUGAGCGGAGUUGGGAGGGUCAAGGGGGGACUGGGUGCUCUUUUGGAUUGUGGGGGUGGGGGGCGGGGUGGCAGACGAGGCUUCUACAGAGCGGAGAAUAAUAAAUCUUAUCACCGGGCCGCUGGAGUCCUUUCUUGCAUCCCAGGGAAAGGGGAUUAAGUGCUGGCAAAAGGAAGGUUGAGAACUUGUCUCCCAGGAAUUUUGAUUCCCCGGCCCCCUCUGCCUCACCCUCAGGCUCUCUGCUUUUCCUCGUUCACCGGGUAUUUAUUGAGGAUUUACCACAGCCAAGCUUUAAAGUCUGUGAGUCAGGCAAAUGGGGCAUGAACAAGACAGGUAAGUCUCUGUUCUCAGGAACUGACGACGUGCCUGGACUCCUUUCCCUUCAAGAUGCUUUCAGCAUUUGUUCACUCGGCCCCUUUUCCUGAAGCUGGACACUGGGGAAACAUGAGUUAGACAUGCUUCUGGUCCUCGAGAGAUGGAAGAGAACUCCUGGUGAACCACUGCUGCGGGGCAGCCAUGGGUGGACUCAUAUUUAUGAUAAAGCUCGCUCAUAGCACCUGUGCCUCCAGGAUGAUUUGGGAGAGCUUCAAAAUAUAGUGAGCUAUAUGCCCUGCGACGUGUGUUUAGUUAUCCCAUUUGUCAGAGGAGGAGGCUGGGAUCCUGGAGAAGACAGAGGCCCCGAGGACACCUAGCAAAUCCGUAGUGGAACCAGGACUGCGGUCCCAGGCUGUCUCCACGCUGACACCUGAAGGCAGAGCCCGUUCAAGGGGCACUGCCUGGCUGAGUCCUGUUUGACCCCCAAGAGGGCGGCAACCCAGUGUGGCCACCAUGCUCUGACGCUGAAGACCCAGCGUGAGACAGACCUCGUGCCAGGGCCCCGGGGCUCAAAAGUCCCGGGGAUGUGGAGCAAUGCACGCUAAAAGACGUGAGAGCACAGAGCAGUCACCUGAUCAGACUGGGGGGCAAACAAGCCUCCCGGAGGAGGAGUUAUGCCUGAACGAUGAUGCAAAGCCACGGGGCUUACCAGGUAAAGUGAGCAGAGGAUUUCAGGUGGAGGGUUUGGUGAGUCUGACUAAACCUAGCUCUUCCAGAGUUUCAAAUAGAUUGGUAUGGCUGGAGUGGUGGGGUGUGGGAGGCUGGAUCCUGAAGGGCCUUGAAUUCCAAAUGGAGGAGGCUGGAUGGUCACGUAGGCCAGAGGCUGGAAGCUGGCAGCUGCCAGGCUGGACUCAAACCACUGACAUGUUUUGUUUAACCCGUGCAUUAAAAAAAAAUAAAGUUUGAUUUAGUUGCCAACAUUUGAUAAUCACAAGAUUUUACAUAAUAUGAACUAAUGCAACUUCUGACAAAUUUGGAAGAUCUAGCAACACAGUUCGCAUCUGCCCGGAACUGAGCAGCCUUUUCCCUCUUCAGGCAGGGCACACACUUUCCAGUCUGCCAAUUCCCACCACUCUUCGAAUCCCAACACUGAGCCCACGUGCCAUAUUUCACUUCGCCCGUGUUGGUAUUUUCCCCUUGAACCCGGCCACCUUCCUCACUGAUUUCCAUUGCCACGCAGAUCCUACAGGGAUUUGUUUCUUCUCAAAGCCACAAGGAGCUGUGGGUUGGUGACAAGCCCGGGAUCCAUUUUUGAAAGAUCCAUGUGGCUGCGGUAUGGGGAAUGAAGAGGGCAGGCCUUGGAGGCUGGGCUGCUGGACAGUUAUCCAGAUGCUGAGACCACUGUUCGCUUGGUCUACGAGAGUAGUGAUGAUGAGAAGAAGUGUUCAGAUUCCAAAGAUAUUUAACUGGAUCAACAGCAGGAACUUGAUAAGGGAUUAGAUAAGUGGAUGAGGGAUGAAGGCUUAAGGGACCUGCCAGCUUUCUAGCUUGGGUGGUGAUGCCAAUGAGAUAGGAAACAUGGACGUUUGUUUGAGUUCUGUUCACUUAUGACUUGUCUAUGGGAUAUCUUGUGGGGGGUGUUGGGCAAACAGGAAAGUGUGCAAAUCCGAAGCUUUCCCUCCUUAAUAAACACACUGAUCAUGGGAGUGCCUUCCUUUUGCCAAACUUUCUCUGGCCCCCCACUCCCAUAGCGAACCGCAUAACAUCUCUGAAUAGCCAGAUGUUGUCCACGCCCAUUCUAAAGAUAAGGAAACAGGUUUGGGGAGAGGUAUUCUGCAAUUCACUGUUGGUGGCAAGACCACAGUGUGGCCCCUCUGUCCCCACCCACCAAAUGCACA